GACUACGACAUGUGCUUGGGAUGCUAUCGCGACGUGACGGGUGGUGACGUCCCGACUGUGAUAGAGGAUGUAGAUGCUUUCGCCCAGCGGCGAGUUGAGGUGGUCUCGCGCGGGGAAGGCAAUCAGUCCGACCCACAGGUCGAGCGGGACAGCUGGGAUGAGCAGCGCCUUCGGGCGCUUUGCGCACGGCACGGCUGGGAUUUCGAGUGGAUGACGGAGGACGGCGAGCGGCGGCGGCGUGCCGACGAGCGCCUGACGGAGUGGAAGCUCGAGGAGUCCAUGGCCGCCUUUUUGGAGGAGGAUGCAGAGGAGCCCGAUCAGCAAGCCACCAAAGCCGUUGUUGAGGAGGUCGCCGAGCCUCCCAAGUUGCUGCGGGUUGCCUCCUGA
Symbiodinium necroappetens is the source of this 387-nucleotide messenger RNA. The record is from the annotation of a GenBank genome assembly. NCBI's taxonomy places the organism in Eukaryota, Dinophyceae, Suessiales, Symbiodiniaceae.